AUGAUAUGCUCUAGGAAGGCCCCCCCGAGACCCACUUCCUUCAAGUAGACCCCACCUCCCAAUGAUCUACUCAGCUAUAACUCAUCAAGGCAUUAACUAAUUGACAAGAUUGUACCCUCAAGAUCUGAUUACCUUACAACGUUGCCGCAAGCUGGGGAGUUAGCCUCCAACCCAUGAGCCUCAUUUAAAGAUCGUGUGUGUGUGUGUGUGUGUGUGUGUGUGUACAUGCCUGUGCAUGUGUGCAUAAGCUCAUGCAUGUGUGUUCUGUCUAUGUGUAUGUGUGCAUGUGUAUGUGCCUGUGUGCACAAACUCAUGUGUGUAUGUUAUUGUAUGUGUGUACACGUGAGUGUGUGUGUAUGCAUACAUGCAUAUGCAAGUACUCACUAAGACUAGAAGAUGGCAUGAAAUGCCCUGGAGCUGGAAUUACAGGUGUCUGUGAGCUACCUAACAUUGGUGCUGAGAAAACAAACCUAGGUCAUCUGCAAAAGCAGUAUUUGUUUUUAACAAGUAAGACAUCUCUUUACACACACACACACACACACACACACACACAAGCCUUUUUUGAGUGACACCUUCAUAUCCAAACUAACUGGUCUCUCCACUGAACUCAGUGGCCAUUGUGCUGAAUUUACUGUAGUGCUGUCCCCUGGAUCUUUCCAACUCCACACAUGCUCCUUCAAGCAUCCAUUACUCUCCUAAGACCCAAAUCGUAUCACUGUAUGGCUCUGAUAGAGAAUGCCAGUUCAAGCCCUCAAGCCCAAAGUCAUAGAAUUCUGGAAACUCCAACUGCCUCGGCCUGAAGUUCACAGCUCAGCUCAGCUCCACUUGAAGCUCCAGCCGAAGGAACACACUUGUUACUGACCUGUGACUUACGCUGCUCUUCUACUCCUGUGCCUCUGUCCUGGGCUUGGCACACUCUCUUCCUUUGGCAAAACUCCUAAAGUCUACCCAUUUCACAAGGCUCAGCAGCAAGGCUUCCUCCUCCCGGAAGCUGCAUUCUGUUUUUCUUGGGACAAGUACUUUGUUCCCUGCUAGAAGGCAAGCUUCCCCAGAGCCAGCCUCCUCAGGGUUUCAGAGAGCAUCUGAAGAACUGAGUGGCACAGUGAGGCUGGGCACCACAGGAAAGAAAACUGGGGGGAUACACAGGUUCUCUCCACAUUCUCCCACCUCAACAUCCAAAGGUAUGAUACCCUCCUACCACCUGUAGAGCAUAGAGAGUGUAUUUGAAACCAAAUCCAAGUGUUUGGGAUCUCUAGAUAGAACCUGACUUUGGGCCCGGUGUCCCGCUCCUUCUGCUGGAGUUCCUCCAGGUGCCAUGGAACUGGAUCUGAGUCUACCUCAUCUCAGCAGCUCCCCAGAAGAUGUGUGUCCAGCUCCUGGUACCCCUCCUGAGACUCCUCCGCCCCCUGACAACCCUCCAGCGGGGGAUGUGAAGCGGUCACAGCCUCUGCCCAUUCCAAGCGGCAGGAAACUUCGAGAAGAGGAGCUUCAGGUGACCUCCCUACCCUCCACCCCCAACCCAUUCCCUGAGCUCUGCAGCCCUCCUUCGCAGAAACCCAUUCUUGGAGGUUCUUCCAGUGCCAAGGGGUUGCUUCCUCGAGACUCCAGCCGCCUCCACGUGAUGAAGGUGUUCAGUGAGGACGGGGCCUGCCGGUCUGUGGAGGUGGCAGCGGGCGCCACAGCUCGACAUGUGUGUGAAAUGCUGGUACAGCGAGCCCACGCCCUGGGCGAUGAGAGCUGGGGCUUGGUGGAGUGCCACCCUUAUUUAGCACUGGAGCGCUGUGUGGAAGACCAUGAGUUGGUGGCGGAAGUGCAGGAGGCCUGGCCUGUUGGUGGAGACAGUCGCUUUGUCUUCCGCAAAAACUUUGCCAAGUAUGAACUGUUCAAGAGCCCCCCGCAUAUGCUGUUCCCAGAAAAGAUGGUCUCCAGCUGUCUGGAUGCACAAACAGGCACGUCCCAUGAAGACCUCAUCCAGAACUUCCUGAAUGCCGGCAGCUUCCCUGAGAUCCAGGGCUUCCUGCAGCUUCGGGGCUCUGGCCGGAGCUCAGGCCGAAAGCUUUGGAAACGGUUUUUCUGCUUUCUGCGCCGGUCUGGCCUCUACUACUCCACCAAGGGCACCUCUAAGGACCCGAGGCAUCUACAGUACGUGGCAGACGUGAAUGAGUCUAAUGCGUAUGUGGUGACCCAGGGCCGCAAGCUCUAUGGGAUGCCCACAGACUUCGGCUUCUGUGUCAAGCCCAACAAGCUUCGAAAUGGCCACAAGGGGCUCCACAUCUUCUGCAGUGAGGAUGAGCAGAGCCGGACCUGCUGGCUAACUGCCUUCCGUCUCUUCAAGUAUGGGGUACAGUUAUAUAAGAACUAUCAACAGACUCAGUCUCGUCACCUGCGCCUAUCCUAUUUGGGGUCUUCGCCCUUGAGGAGUGUUUCAGAUAAUACCCUAGUGGCCAUGGACUUCUCUGGCCAUGCUGGCCGUGUCAUUGAGAACACCCGGGAGGCUCUGAGUGCCGCCAUGGAGGAGGCCCAGGCCUGGAGGAAGAAGACAAACCACCGUCUCAGCCUGCUAACCCCGUGCUCCGGCUCGAGUCUCAGCGCAGCCAUCCACCGCACCCAGCCCUGGUUCCACGGACGCAUUUCCCGGGAGGAGAGCCAGCGGCUAAUUGGACAGCAGGGUCUGGUGGAUGGUGUGUUCCUGGUCCGGGAGAGCCAGCGCAACCCACAGGGUUUUGUUUUGUCUCUGUGUCACCUGCAGAAAGUCAAGCAUUACCUCAUUCUACCUAGCGAAGAUGAGGGCUGCCUGUACCUCAGCAUGGACGACGGCCAGACCCGUUUCACAGACCUGCUGCAGCUCGUGGAAUUCCACCAGCUGAACCGAGGCAUCCUGCCCUGUGUGUUGCGCCACUGCUGUGGCCGUGUAGCCCUCUGAGGCCACGGGAGCCAUUACCGCCCAUCGGCUGCCCACCCUCCGUUCAGUGGACUUGGUGCAGGUGGACGGGAUGGCGACCAGUUGAGAGCUCCCCCCCCCAUCCCUCUUUUCUCCUGUUGCUUUACCUCCCUCAGGCAACACACGGUCCCCCAGCCCCGUUCACCCCUGACUCCUGUCCCCAAGGCAGGCAUUUGUGGCCCUCUCCUCAGAAGCUCCUGAGGCACUGUUCCUGCUCGGGGCAUUAUGACAGCAGUACGGGCAGCCCAGGUGGCCUCAUGCCCCACACUCUGUACAGACGAAGAGGCCAGUUGAUCUGCUCUGUUUUAUACUAGUGACAAUAAAGAUUAUUUUUUGAUA
Molecule: messenger RNA, 3280 nt
Organism: Mesocricetus auratus (golden hamster)
Lineage: Eukaryota; Metazoa; Chordata; Mammalia; Rodentia; Cricetidae
Product: growth factor receptor-bound protein 7-like
Exons: 1
Coding region: 1316-2923 (535 amino acids)
Biological process (GO): signal transduction
Source: RefSeq, a predicted model, not a curated record